Molecule: messenger RNA, 333 nt
Organism: Enterobius vermicularis (human pinworm)
Lineage: Eukaryota; Metazoa; Nematoda; Chromadorea; Rhabditida; Oxyuridae
Source: the annotation of a GenBank genome assembly
AUGGAUACUGGCACUGUUGAAAGUGGAGGAGCAGCUCCUGGUGGUAGUCAAGGCCCUCGUCCAUCAAACAAGCGACUGCAGCAAACGCAAGCUCAAGUAGAUGAAGUUGUUGGAAUAAUGAAGGUAAAUGUAGAAAAAGUUUUGGAGCGUGAUCAAAAGUUGUCUCAGUUGGACGAUCGUGCAGAUGCAUUGCAGGAGGGUGCUUCCCAAUUUGAAAAGUCGGCGGCUACACUGAAACGCAAGUAUUGGUGGAAGAAUAUCAAGAUGAUGAUCAUGCUUUCGGGGAUCGUAGUUAUUCUCAUCAUAAUCAUCGUGAUUUGGGCCAAGAAUUGA